UGGAGGAAACUUUUCCAGAGAGAGCGGCUCCUCCUCUCCACGCUUCUGACCUGCAUCCACAUCAGCGGGACACUUUUUGUCAAGAAACUACCGCUUCAUGAAAAUAAUCUUCUCUUCGUUAACCGGCGGGUUUCCGUUGCUCAGGGUUUUCCCCGCGGUAAUUAUCAGUGUAAACACAACCACAGGGAUUUACCGGGAGGACGGAGGAGGUGAUGCAGCGGUCCUGUUAAAGUUGAAGGCUUCAGAGAAUCUGUCUGUGUCGGCGGCAAGCAGAGCGGCUCCUCCGGUGCUCCCACCGCGCUCAGCGAGCGGCUGUCCCCCGCCUCGGAGGCCAUGGGCUGCGGCUUGCGGAAACUGGAAGACCCGGAGGACAGCAGCCCCGGGAAGAUCUACUCCACCUUGAAGAGACCACAAGUGGAGACCAAAACGGAGACUGUGUACGAGUAUGUGCUGCUCGACUUCAGUCUGGAAGGUAGCCGUCCUACGGUGCAGUAUGUGGCUUCACUUUCCGAGCUGCCUCAGGCCCUGCAGCCAUACUACACACAAGGCUACAUCCUGGCCGCCCUGCACCCCAUCAUCCUGUCUGUGGGCCGAACCCGUUCACUGCCCUUCAGCCUGCUCUACCGAGCCAUCCUCGCCCGUCCCAGACCAAGUAAGCAGAUGGCGUCCAUGUGUUACAGCGUGCCGAUGUUGAAGGUGGAGGAGUGGCCGUUACCUGGAGAGUCGCUGACAGGCGAUACGGUCAGAGCGCUCAUCGACAGGGUGAACAGCAGUGCCCGGGGGGGCGUUCGAUUCGUUGCCUCGGUCCUCCAGCAGGUGAGCGGGAUCACCAACGGCCGAGUGCACAGUCCGAAGAGGGGCUGCCGCUCGCCUCCACGCAGCCCUCCGCGUACUCCGCCUGGAGACAGAGAGCUGGAGGAAAACACCUACAGUCCUGACUUGAGGUUGCUGGUCUUCUUCCACUCCUGGGCCCCGGGCUGUGCUCCUCUGGACUCCCUGGCCUGUCAGUACCACCAGGGGGCGCUCUCCAUGCGCGUCUCCAGGAAGGGUCAGGUGGUCAGCUCCCUGGAAGCUGAUUGGCUGGAGCUGACUGCCGCCUACUACCGCAAAGGCUGGUCGUUGGUCGACUCCUUCGUCUACUGGGACACACCCAAAGGCGAGCCAGUGCCCAGAUCACUGGAGGGAUUGUUCGUGUAUGAAGAGAGAAGCACCUCUCCUCCGGCCAAUGACACCAUCGUCGUAGAGCAGUGGACUGUCAUCGAGGGCUCCAAUGUGAAAACGGACUACGGGCCUCUGCUUCACACUCUGGCUGAGUUUGGUUGGCUGCUCACAUGUGUGCUGCCCACUCCCAUCAUCCGUCACGACAGUGAUGGGAAUCUGGCCACAAAGCAGGUUGUGUUUCUCCAGCGGCCAGUCAGAAGUCAGGCAGCAGGACAACCGAGGAACCAGGCUUUAUCCGUGCACAGCGACGUGUCCAGUCGCUCUGUGAGUCGGGCGGUCAGCAGCCCCGUCCCUCCAGAGGAGCUGUCUCCGACCGCCGGAGGCAUCGGGGGCUUCCCGGUGUUCGGAGGGGGGUAUCCCAGCGCCCUGUCCCACCUGGAGGAAGGCGGCUUUGAGCAGGAAGAGGGGAAAGCUGAAGUCACCUGUAUGUGAGCCGGACGGGAGCAGAACUACAGUUAAGAGUUAAAAACUUUGUCGGAUUACAGAAGGAACGUCCACAGACUCGUUCAUCGGGCCAUCAUGUUCGUGACACCCUUCUUUUUAACAGAGACUUUAAUGUAGAAGAACUCGGCACUUU
Messenger RNA from Sander lucioperca (pikeperch), 1798 nucleotides. RefSeq names its product raftlin family member 2 (gene rftn2). Bases 334 to 1653 code for a protein of 439 amino acids. The transcript has 9 exons. The record is from RefSeq and is a predicted model, not a curated record. NCBI's taxonomy places the organism in Eukaryota, Metazoa, Chordata, Actinopteri, Perciformes, Percidae.